Messenger RNA from Tricharina praecox, 2031 nucleotides. RefSeq names its product glycoside hydrolase. Bases 424 to 1857 code for a protein of 477 amino acids. NCBI's taxonomy places the organism in Eukaryota, Fungi, Ascomycota, Pezizomycetes, Pezizales, Pyronemataceae. Gene Ontology annotation, molecular function: mannan endo-1,6-alpha-mannosidase activity. The record is from RefSeq and is a predicted model, not a curated record. Gene Ontology annotation, biological process: carbohydrate catabolic process; fungal-type cell wall biogenesis. The transcript is spliced from 3 exons.
CGGAUCUUCCGUACCUCUAAUUCCCGCCUGCACGCGGAACGGAUGACUCCGCACCACAACCGUCACUAUUGAACCCUGUGGUCCAGCUGAAUCCCGACAGGGCGUCUGUCGAUACGAUGAUUGUGCCUGGGUUUAUUAGUGGCUCUGCGCUAAUUGGUCACAACCCUUGCGGAGGAGGUGUUCGAUUUCCUUUUUGAGCAUACUCAAGUACGGUACCUGGUGACUGGGUUUAAGUAUGACUCUAAUUCUUUAAUUUUGCCUCCUUUCUGUUGGAAUUGUCACCUGCAGAACACUUGUCCCGUUCCACUCCUUUUUAUACCCGAGUCAAGUGCUAGGCAUAUGUAGUAUUUAACGCCUCCGAAUCCCCAGAAAUUGCACUGCAGCGCAACCAACAUUCGGUUUUCAACAUUCGUUACCAACAUAAUGAAGCUACAUUCGUUCAUCUCACUCCUUGCCGUGGCACAGGCAGCCUCCGCAAUCUCUCUCAACGUCGACGAUAAGCAAUCGAUCAAGGAAGCUGCGGCUACAGCGGCAAAGAAGCUGGCCGCACUCUACCCGCGGAACGAAACCUGGUUCAUUCCCGGCGACUUUGGUGUGAUCCAAACAGCGGAUGGGCGCAAUGAUAAGGGAUACUAUUGGUGGGAAGGCGGUGCAGCGAUGGGGGCAUGGAUCGAUUACUGGGCGAUAACCGGCGACGAUAGCUACAACUCCAUCGUCACCGAAGGCAUCCUUCACCAGGUGGGCGAAAAUAACGACUUUCAGCCCGCGAACCAAACGCUGGGCAUCGCCAACGACGACCAAGCAACCUGGGCAAUUGCCGCCCUUUCCGCAGCAGAACGCGGGUUCCCGGAUCCUCCCGCCGACAAACCGCAAUGGAUCACUCUCGCAAAGACCGUGUUCGAUCGCCAGGCGGCACGGUGGGACGAGGGCAACUGCAGUGGUGGCCUCAGGUGGCUGGUGUUCAACUCGAGCGAAGGAUACGAUUACAAGAACUCAGCUGCGAACGGACUAUUCUUCCAGCUGGCGGCGAGACUGGCCCGGUACACCGGGAAUGAAACGUAUGUGGAGUGGAGCGAGAAGGCCUACAACUGGGCUAGGGCGGUCAAGCUCAUCGGCCCCGAGUACGAAGUUUACGAUGGCCUGCAUGAUAGUGACGACAUGUGCGGUGAUCCGUCUAAAGUUCGGUGGACUCACACAGCCGGAGCCUAUAUAGCCGGCGCCGCAAAUCUCUACGACUACUAUUCCUCGGCCAACGACACCUCCCAGACGACAAAAUGGCAACUCGAAACCAGCUCCCUCCUCAACGCGACGGACGAGGCGUUCUUCAAUCAAAACGACGGCACCGACAACAUCAUGCGGGAGUCCGCGUGUGAGUCACCGGCGCCCUUCACGCGCUCCCCCACCUGCAACACCGACCAGCGCUUCUUCAAAGCAUUGAUGUCGCGCUUCCUCGGCGCAACCUACCAGCUCGCACCUUUCACGCGCGACUACAUCACCGAGCGGCUGCGGGCCUCGGCUCUCGGCGCUGCAAGGUCGUGCACUGGAAAACCCGGAGGAGACACCUGCGGACUCAGCUGGAUCAUCGGGGAGUACGAUGACUCUCCGUAUGGAAUUGCGGAGGGUGGUGUCAGCGAACACAUGGCGGCCCUCGAGGUCUUCCAGAACUUGCUGGUGGGAGAUGUUGACGCGCCAAAGACGCAAGAGUCGGAGUCUGCUAGUGCUGCUGGAAAAUCAACCACUGUUGAGGAUGGCGGGGCGAAGCCGACGAGUGUGGGGGCGAGGGCUGUGGGUGCGGGAGCGCUUGUGCCUGCGGUGGCGUUUGCAGGCAUUGUGAGCUUAGCUUUGGUGCUAGUUUAGAUAGAGUUGGUGAACGGGUGAGGACAAAAUUGCUUGUUGGAAGACAGUCGGACAUAAGCGAAGGCGAAGCCUAUCUACAAGAAGUUGUUGAUAGAUCUCCCAAGAGAUACGAGCCUCAAGGCGUAUACCAUGAAUACUGAUUUUGCUUGUCCUAUGAAUGUCGCUUCUAAGGCC